AUGACAGAAAACAGCGUCGCGAUGAGCUACGAAGAGCUCAAAUGCUACCACCUGCUCGAGACCGUGCCUCGUCUCGACGACGGCUCCGAGGUUUUCCAGCCCACGCUCAAGGAAUUGGAGCUCUACCGCCUCCUCCGCGCACUCAGUGUCGUCGACGCCAACGCGUCGCCCGGGAACCAGCUCGGUCACUUCAUCGACGCGUGUCUCAACGGCGUCAAGAAGAAGUCAACGUGUGGAGACGGCGUGGCAAACGCCGACGCCGCGUCGCCCGAGGUCCAGCUGGGCGACGGCGUCGAUGCGGUCAUCGACGACGCCAAGAUGACGUCGGCAAGUAUUGACGCCGUUUUGGACGCCGAUGCGGUGCUGUCCGAGGGUCAAAACGCCGACGCGGGCCUCAACACCGGCACGGAGCCGAAGAAGGACGAGAAGGUUGACGCCGACCAGAGUGUCAACAAAGCCACGUUCAACCGCAGCAUCGACGUGGUUGCGUGCUACGGCAAGCAAGCGGCGGUGGAAGCGGACCUGCGCGCGCAAGGCUGGUGGCCCACGAACCUCGAAACGUACUUGCACGCGGACCACGAAGGCGUGUACGCGAUUCUACUCCCCGAGACGACCGACCGCCCCAAACUCGUGCUCUUCACGUGGCUCCUCGACGCUUCGUUUUCUCCAAAGUACUUGCGCGAACGGGCGACGUACGCGCUGCGCUUCGUCACGACGCUGACGCCAGUCGUGCGCUGCUGCCUCGGUGACGCAGAAUGGGACGCGCUGGAGCGCGCCGCUGCUGAGACGCGCGCCGAGUCGUCUCAGAAGAAUACGGCCGUCGAGAUGACCAUCACGGAGGCCAAGGUGCAGGAGGAACAUGUCUCGUGCGAGGUCGCAUCGAAGCCCACCAAGGCGACGCCAGGUGACACGCUCUUGGCGGCGACGGGUGUCACGGGCGUCACGAUGCACAUCUCGCAAGACCACUACAUUCGCAACACGUCCGAGUCGAUCUCGAUCGCGCCGCCCGCCGACUUUGCAGCAUGGCUCUUGGAAGCUGCCAAGACGCACCGUCUCCAGAUCAGAGUGCAGCUCCCGAGCGACUGCAAGCGUGCGGUGCUCGAAGCGAUGAGCAUGCUGCCGACGGAGAAGCUUCCGCGCAUGACGAUGGAGAGCCUGGUUGCGAACCUGCGCGACGAGGCCAAGGCAGAGGCAAUCACAAUGCUUGCAGCGAUCACGACGAAAGUCAUCGAAGCCGGGGCCACACUCUUCUACUUGCACGACAACGUGACGGCGGCGGAAGAAGCGUCGGCACACACGGCCCUCCAGGAGCAGAAAAAGGUACUGCAGAACACGCUCUCGCCCGCGAUCGAGUUGCCCACCACGUUUGAUCCGCUCGUGGCUGACGUCAUCAACGCCGAAUACGCGCGCCUUCUCGUCACCGAUACGAGUUUUCUUGCACUAGCAGAGAAAUUGCCGUCGUUGGUACGCUGGUAUCGCUCAAGCCGCUUAAGCCCAACGGCCAGUCUCGAGUUUCCGCUUCUCAAGAAGCACAAGCCCGAGAUGGAGUUGAUCUUGCCGCGCACCCAAGGCGUCCUCCGCGACAGCUACAAAGCUUGGAGUCAAGUGGUGCGCGCGUUCCUCGAGAGCGACCAGGUCGUCAACAUUACGACCAACCAGUGCUACAACAAGCUGGUCGCCAAAGCCAACUGUCAAGAGACGCCGCGCCGUGAGAAGGAAGCGAAGAUCGUUCACGAAGCGUUUGUCGCUGCGAUUGAGGAGGCGAACGCAAAGCACGCGCCGACCGAGCUCAGUGUGUACAUCGACCGCGUGAAGCCCCACUACGUCGACUUCAGCAAAGAGUACGUCGCGGGGGGCGCGACGCAGCUGACGCUGACGCCGGUGGGUGGCGCGCCAUUUGGCAGCAUCAAGCUGCCGCGGGAUGCAGUCGUGGUCCACGUAGCCUUCGUCGCAGGCGCGCGCACAGUUGUCGUCGUCGUCUUCACGCUGGACGGCAAGACGCACGUGCAGUCGUACCAGGCCAACGGGGCGCGACCCAUGAUGCUACUCGUCGCCAAAGAAUUUCCCAAGCUCGUCGAGCGCUGCGACUUCGACGCGUCGCAUCGCCUCUUGGCGCUCCAGCACUCGGACACCAAGGUCGACAUCUAUGCGUUCAGCGAGUCGUUCAAGGUCUUUACGCGGGCGCACCGAUUCAACUUGCAGCUUCUGGGCCCCAUCGCGCCGUACACCACCAUGCCCUUGUUUGGCGGCGACAACCACGGUCUCUUCGUCGUCGGGGGCGACGGCAGCGCCCAGUCGUACUACUUGCGCACGCAACAGCAAUCCAAGCUCGUACCGGACUUUGCGACGCCCGGAUCCAAGGUCGUCAAGCUCCAGAACGGCGCCUUCAUGGUGCGCAUUGAACCGCUGGACAAUGAUCAGCACCCACGUCGCCUGCGCCUCCACACACUCGAGAUCCAGAGCCAUGCGAUGCUGCCCUUGGUCGCCGAGGUCGCGCUGCCUAAAACGCUCAAGUUCUUCAACUGGUCGACCGUCCAAGCCUGCGCGUACGACGACACCAUCGUGCUUCUCGACCAGAGCUCCGGUGCCAUGCUCGUCCUCAAGAUGACGGUCUUGACAGGCAAGGUCGGGUUCGAAGUGAGCUGCACGCACUCGGCGGCGCCUGUGACAGCCACAGAAAGCCACGUGCUCGCGCCGCUCUUCCACGUCUUUGAGAAGUUUCCCGUUCGGGCGUUCAUGACACGGUGCCACAAUGAUGACGACGACUCGGACGAUUCGGAGGACGAAGCCGCCGCAAAGAGCCAGCCGAGCGUGAAAUGCGACGACGCUGACCUCUUGCCGAUGGCACUGCAGUUGCACGUGCAAGCGUCCUCGCCCAAGCGCUGCAAAGCUGCCGCACGUGUCCUCAAGGCGAUCAUGAAGAAAAUCAAAGAGCUCAACAAGCGCCUCGCGUCGCUCUCACUGGCCAAAGACACGGUCAUGAACGGAGACUUGGUGUGGCCCACGAUGGCUCUUGGGCGCUGGGUUCUCGAGGUCGUUGGGUUUGUGCCCGUGCCCAUCUGCCGCGCGCGCGACAACGAGCUCGAGCUCCUGCGCGACGGCAACGUGGUCACGCUCAGUCAGUGCGCUGAGGUCCAUGAUAUGGAGCCAAACAUCAUUUUUGGACCGACGAGCUACAUUCUCAAGGCGUGGCGCGGCCCGAUUGUCGUCAUCACGUCCAUGGGAAAGCAGUCGACGGGCAAGUCGUACUUUCUCAACCACCUCACUGGCAGCUCGUUUGCGAUUUCGGGCGCGCGCUGCACAGACGGCGUCUGGCUCACGCUGCGCCCGUACGGCGAGACACUGUUGGUCGUCCUCGACUUUGAGGGCCUCGGGUCGUUUGAGCGCAGCAUGCAAGAAGACACGCUUCUCUCGGUCCUCAACGCGGCCAUCUCGCAGCUCACGAUCUUCCGCAUCGAGAUGCGCUUCGACAAGGACAUUGACGCGAUGUUUGCCAAGUUUCAGCAAGGCGUCUCCAUGCUCAAGGGCGACCCCCGAUUGUUCACCGGCCAGCUCUACAUGAACGCCAAGGACGUCAACCCCAACGACACCGAUACGCUCGUCGACGAAUUCAGAUCCAAGCUCGCGGGUCUCCUCAAAAACGCCACGGCUGACAACUUUCUCACAGUCAUGUACAGCGGCAGUGUUCUCGUCACGGCCUGCGCACCGCUCAAUAACGUCGGCUACUAUCAUGGUCUGGCCCAAGCCUCGACGUGUUUGGCCGAAGCGCGUGACAGAAAGACAUUCUCAAGCGGCGCCAGCUUUCACGAGUGCCUUGCCUACCUCCUCGCCAAGAUCGCUCGGCGCGAUUGGACGUCGAUGGGCGACAACAUCCGAGCGGGCAAGACGAAGCGGCUGCGCAAGCAGCUUCGCUACGCACUGCGCAACGGCAAACUCGACGCAGCAAUCACAGCGACGUCGGUAAACAUUUGGGCCGACGACGACGAUGCGACGGUGGCGGAGCGCCAAGCGAAGGGCCUGGCCGACAAGGCCGUGCCCCAGGAUGCCGAGAUCGACUUUGGUCUGGAGUUGGAUGGUUCGACAGACGCGGCGGCCAACCAUUCGGUGGUCAAGGCGACGCUCCUCCACUACUUGGGGCAGUACGUCCAGCUCGUCGCAAGCCAUGACGAGGAUCAUCUCGCCAAGGCACCACGCCGCGUCGACCACGAAGCAGGCUUUGACGUGCUCUGGACGUACAUUGUGUGGCGCCGCGAGCACCGUGUCCGCGCCUGGUUCGAGUCGCUCGGUGGCUCGAGCCGCCAAGCGCUUCAAGACGACUUCAACAAAUGUGUGCAAGACGUCAAGCAGCUUCUCCGUCGGUGCGAGCACACGUGCAGCAAGUGCAAGCUUGGGUGCUUUGAAUCGUUCAUGCAUGACCGCGCCAUGCCCCACGACUGCGGCGGAAGCCACCGCUGCGAAGGUCGCUGCGCCCACUGCGACGACGACGCGCCCUGCGGUGCUGUUGCAGGCCACGCGGGCUCAUGCAACUGUUGUCAGAAGAGCCACACGUGCCCGCAAGUGUGCCAUCUCGCUACCGCCCGCAACUGCGACGGCAACUGCCACCUCGACGUCGACCACGUCGGACCGCAUGUCUGCAGCGUGAACCAGCACCUCUGUCCCAAGGCAUGCGAGGCAAAGAGCUGCCGCAACGAGUGCUACCACCUACUGGAUUUCGCCCACGAUACGCACUCGUGUGGCACGCGUCGCUGCCAGCAGCGCUGCAGCUAUGUCGGCUGUACGGGCACAUGCACCUCGGACGACCACUUUCACGCGGUGGGCGCACUGCACUCGUGCGGUCAAGAGCACACGUGUCAAGCCAAGUGCACGGCUGGCGGUAACUGCGAGACCAAGGUCAAGCAGGAGACAAUCCGCACGAAAGAUCGGGCUAAAAAAAAGUGCGUCAUCAAGUUCCAAGACAGUUGCAUCGACCACAAGGGCAAAGACCAUCGCUGCGACACCAAAGAGCACACGUGCGACGUGCGCUGCCCGUGCUGCAACUACUACUGCAAAAAACCGUACCAGCACACGGAUCCGCACGCGACGACGCAUGGGAGCAUGAUCGAGACGACGUUUGUGAUGGACAUUGCCGUCCUCGAGCUCGAGACAGACCGCAAGUAUGCGGCCGGCGACCGCGGUAUCGCCGAGAUGUGUCCGUUCUUCUGCUCCAAGCUCGGCCGGGGCCACGUCCACUACAUGCCAUGCGAGCACGCCUCGGCCGACGCCUGCACUUCCGCGGCCAAGGACGGCCGUCGGCACAGUACGAUGAAGCUCGCCUCCAACCCGAAGCAGGCCAUGGACGAAGUGCUCCACGAUACGUACUGGAAGGCGCUUGGGUGGGAAGACCCGGUCUCGAGCGCGCUUGAGCGCACGAAGUUUGCCUCGUGCCCAUACGAGUGCGAGGCGCCCGAGCACAAGGACGCCGGCAGCGACAAGUCGUACUGCGUCCUGGGUGCGUGGCACGAGCCAGUGGUCAAUGCGACGACUCUAAAGUCAGGUCAGUUUCUCGUGCAAGGCCAUGUCUUCAAAUGCCGGCACAUUGCCGCAAAGGGCCUCCAACACCACGUCUUUGUCCUGGACGCCUCUUGGUCCAUGGAAGGAGAGUCGUGGCAGGCGCUCACGGCGGCCUUUCACGCAUACGUCGCGCAGAUCCUCGCGACGCGAAGCCAAAACUGCGCCGACAUUGUCUCCGUCGUCACAUUCGACACUACUGCCCGCAUCGUGCAUGAAGCCCAGCCACUGAUCAAGAUGGCCAAGAUUUCGCUGCCGUUUUCUGGAGGCUGUACGAGCUACGACGCGGGCUUGCGUUGCGCCAACGAGGUGCUUUCGCGCAACGACCACAAGUCGUAUACGCCCGUCAUGCUCUUCCUCUCCGACGGCGAGCCGGACAGUGACGCGAACGGUGUCGCGUUGGCGCAGAGUAUCGCCAAGUCGUACAGCAUCUACAAUCUCCAGAGCUCAUUCGCGGAGACGGGCGCGGACCUGCUUGCGACGUUUGAAGAGAUCUCGGUCCCGGAGCACAUCCGCGCUGGGCUUCUGGGCAAGGCGACGACGACGCAACACACCAACGCGGCAUAG
Messenger RNA from Saprolegnia parasitica CBS 223.65, 6114 nucleotides. RefSeq lists its product as hypothetical. The transcript is spliced from 3 exons. Lineage: Eukaryota; Oomycota; Saprolegniomycetes; Saprolegniales; Saprolegniaceae. The record is from RefSeq and is a predicted model, not a curated record. Bases 1 to 6114 code for a protein of 2037 amino acids. Gene Ontology annotation, molecular function: GTPase activity; GTP binding.